Monopterus albus (swamp eel) is the source of this 1373-nucleotide messenger RNA. RefSeq names its product Scm polycomb group protein like 4 (gene scml4). The record is from RefSeq and is a predicted model, not a curated record. Gene Ontology annotation, cellular component: nucleus. Bases 429 to 1373 code for a protein of 314 amino acids. Gene Ontology annotation, biological process: negative regulation of DNA-templated transcription. NCBI's taxonomy places the organism in Eukaryota, Metazoa, Chordata, Actinopteri, Synbranchiformes, Synbranchidae. Gene Ontology annotation, molecular function: histone binding; chromatin binding. The transcript is spliced from 6 exons.
UGCAGGUAAAUGAGAUGCGGCUUUAAAGCCAGAUAGGAAAACUAUCCACACCAGCAGCCCCUCUGUUAACGCUUCCUUCCCGUUUCACCCCCAACAUGCGCCCUUGAGGACGUUACAACUCCUGCCAAAAUCUCCGGGCAGCGCUGGGAGGAAGAAAGUGGGACUCAUCAUCGGCUUCUCGUCCAGCAAACCCCAGACCAGCCCACGGUGUUCGCUCGCUCCCCUGCCGCAUCUGUAGGGGUGGAGCACCGGACUGAUCCAGGCCGGGAGUCCCCUGGUGUUUCUGCUGCUUCUGCCGCUCCAUGGACGGGCGGACGGUGGGUACGCAGUCAGCCUGUUGUGGAGAAAUGGACUCCCGCCGCUGAAUCAGCCACACCGAGACAGUGUGAUGUUCAGUAUCUCGCCCUCCCCUGGCAGGCUGUGAGGGCAUGAGAAUGCGACGAGGGCGGGAUUUCAUCCCUGACUCCCACCCGAGACUAUCACCUUCUCCGCCUCCAGUCACUUGGUUACCCGGCGUCCUCAGCAAGGGCGUACGCCUGCGUCUGCGUCUGGAUCACCAUGAUGACCAGGGGCGGGGCUGCUGGCACCUAGUGGAUUUGGAGGCAGAGUCAGAGCCAUCUAGGCAAAGUCAGAGGAGCCAGGCCCCUGACGCCUGCACACAGAGUCUGAUGAGUACUACUCUGUCUGUCGGCUCAGAAAUGCAGACUCCCGCUCCUGGCCCCCAGUUCAUAGUGGGGCCUCAGGGCAAGAUACCUGGCAGAAAGAGAGGUCGGCCUCCCAUACGUAAGCUGGAGUACCAGGGUCACUAUGUAGAGCCUCUGUCACCACCCAAGGUCCCAAAGAAGAGAGGCAGGAAACCUGGCUUUAAGCCAAAGCCCAGGAUGGUGAUGUCCCCGCUGGAUAACUCUCCUCCCAGUAGCACACCAGAACCUGAGAUGGGCUCCGUCCCACAGGAUGCUGCUAUCGUCCCCCACUCUGCCACACCACAGGUUCUGACAGCAGAAACACCGAUGCCUGAUGACUUCUUAUGUGACCCGCCAGUUGACUCCAAACGCUAUGCUGUAGAUCCCAGUGACUCUGCCUUCAAUGUGAUGGCAUCACAGUAUUCAACAAAGCACAUGUAUAGUUACCGUGGCAGUAGCUGCUCUACACCUGUGGGUCUGUGCAGACAAGCAUCAAGCCCAGGAAGCUUCCAGGACGGAAACAGAAAUGGUUAUAGUUCAAUACCAGACUCGGGAGCAUCCAAGCGCCUGGCUGGUAAGGACCCAUCCAGCUGGGGUGUGGAGGAGGUGGUGUGGUUCAUCAAAGAUGCUGACCCCCAAGCCCUGGGACCUCAUGCUGAUACCUUCAGGAAGCACGUGAGUCCAGGCUAG